UUUGUCUCUUCGUCAGGUAAAUGCUAUCGAAUGCAUACAUAAAAAGAUUGUUUUGGUACUGCAACACUCAUUCGCUUCAGCGAACACCACACCAAAGUUCAGUUUCCGGAGAUUUUCAUCUACACACUCUCAAUCGUUGGCUCCCUUUCAAGGUUCAAUAACAUUUGCAGAGGCCGCGGAAACGCUUAACAUUACUCAGGAUGAACAACUCUUCUGAUCACAACUCCAGCGGUCUUCGAAUUCAAGAACCUUUCUUCGGUUUCUCCCCGCUCUUCAUUUACCCAAUCGCUUCUCUGUAUAUUGUCAUCGUGGUAGUAGCCAUCAUUGGCAACCUGAUGGUCUCUUACGCUAUCCUUGCCAACAGAAAUCUCCGUAAUAACCCAACAAACCUCCUUCUCCUGUCUUUGGCAAUCUCGGAUCUUCUCACCGUAACUCUUGCCGUGCCAUUUGACAUUGAAUUACUUUUUCUGAACGGAAAGUGGAAACAUGGCAAAACGAUGUGUAUUACCUUUCUGACGGUUUACCUCAUCACUGUACCGACAUCGAUCUUUACCCUUCUGGCCAUUAGCGUGGAUCGCUAUAAGACCCUUAAGGAUCCACUCGGUCGAUUUCGACGCUCGCAAUUUAUCACUCAACGAAGAUCUUUGAUUGUUAUCGCUGUUGUUUGGUCUUACUGCAUUGUGUGGGCACUCCUUCCGAUCAUGGGAUGGCGAGAUAGAAGUGUCGAGCCAAUUUACAAAGGUACCUGUUCGGUACCUUAUACCAUUGUCUACAACCUUCUCACUUCUAUCAUGAAUUUCAUCUUUCCGCUCCUUCUCACAUGUGUGUUUUACAUCCUCAUUUACCUCAUCGCUCGCAAGCACCACAACGUUAACAAAAGAGGGGGCUUGCCGUCAACCUUUAAGCCCACUAAAGAAGAUAACAAGAUGUACUCAAGGAACAUGAAAGCAGCCAAAACGACAUCCAUGUUUGUAGUUGUCAUGUUUCUCUGCUGGCAGCCUUUCACCUACUUCAGCAUUAUCGCUAACCUAAUCGGUGAUACAUGGGACCCAUAUCCCUAUGAACUCUACUUGGUUCUUCUUAUGUUAGGAUACCUUAACUCGGCGCUCAACCCCUUUCUGUUUGCCUUCCGUAACAAGAGAUUUCAAUCUGUAUAUCGGAAGCUACUUAGGUCGACCACACUGGGUAAAUUUAAUUCACUGGGUACAAUACGUCGACGUUCCACUUUUUCACAAAGCACCAGCAAUUCCCAGAUUCCAGAGGAGGAGAGCAGAGAAGUACGUCUCCAAUCGAUAAAAUUGAAGAAGUGACGUAUGUUUUUUUAGCAUCCAAACCUGGCAAGAUUCAAAUAUUCCUCUUUCAAAUCUGGUUAAUAUUCUUUGUUUACCAAGCAGAACUAGUAACAUGUUAUAAACUGCAAAUCAGCAGAACGUGACAGUAUUUUGAACAAGUUUUGCGCUCGAACUUUGAUUGAACUGAAAAGUGAACUUUUUACACCCUAACAUCAGCAUGCAUAUUCUCCAUACUGGGGUCAAUUUGAUAAGGAAAAUAUACUGGAAGUUUUUACACGAGUAAUGUACACGGGUAAAGUCCGACUUGUAAAUAUCAAUAUUUAAUAAAACAAUA
This is a messenger RNA of Pocillopora verrucosa, 1626 nucleotides long. RefSeq names its product histamine H2 receptor. The record is from RefSeq and is a predicted model, not a curated record. Gene Ontology annotation, cellular component: dendrite; plasma membrane. Lineage: Eukaryota; Metazoa; Cnidaria; Anthozoa; Scleractinia; Pocilloporidae. Gene Ontology annotation, biological process: G protein-coupled receptor signaling pathway, coupled to cyclic nucleotide second messenger; chemical synaptic transmission. Gene Ontology annotation, molecular function: neurotransmitter receptor activity; G protein-coupled serotonin receptor activity.